Alexandromys fortis (reed vole) is the source of this 30324-nucleotide messenger RNA. It is a transcript of the gene Obscn, whose product is annotated as obscurin, cytoskeletal calmodulin and titin-interacting RhoGEF. NCBI's taxonomy places the organism in Eukaryota, Metazoa, Chordata, Mammalia, Rodentia, Cricetidae. The transcript has 110 exons. The record is from RefSeq and is a predicted model, not a curated record. Gene Ontology annotation, biological process: protein phosphorylation. Gene Ontology annotation, molecular function: protein kinase activity; guanyl-nucleotide exchange factor activity; protein binding.
GCCAGCAAAAGCAAGAAGCUCAUCACCGUAGGGGGUAAACAUCUUUAGAAACAUUGCUGAAAACAACAGAUUGUUCUUGGUUUUGGAACAACUAACCACAACAGUGCAAAACAGAUCAAGUAGGGUGUGAAGGCCUGUCCUCAAGGGACCCAACAGUGUGCACCACCACCACUGCCACCCUGUGGUGCUGUUUCUCUCUCUCUCUCUCUCUCUCUCUCUCUCUCUCUCUCUCUCUCUCUCUCUCUCUCUCUCUCUCUCUUCCUCUCUCUCUCUCUCUCUCCCUCUCUCUAUGAUCUCACCAUCUAGUCUUGAAUGGUCUGAUACUUGAUAAGUAGACCAAACUGGCUUCCAGUUCACAGAGAUCCGCCUGCUUCUGUCUCCCAUGUGCUGGGAUUAAAGGCCUGCAUCACCACCGUCCGGCUUUUUUUUCUUACUCCAGGGUUUAUUUGUAUCUUGUGCCUUUCCCCACUAAUAGGAUUUUCUGAGCCAGGACCCCAUCCAGGGGUGAUCAGGCAUCGAGUGCACCUGUCCCUUGGCCCCAGGGCUGGUCCUCAUUUUUCACUCAGGAGAAACUGCUUUAGCCUUGAUCUGUUGUAGGCAGGAAGGCACCGUUCCUUGGGAACAUAUGCUAAGAGCCUGACCCGGAAGGGCACUGGAAGGUGAGUGUGUGACUGUGGGCCUUCCUUCCUAUGUUGGGAACAUGUAUUUGUCAGAUGCCUAACAUCCAUGAGGCAACCAAGUCCUGGAGAUGCUUCCCAAAUAAAAUACCCAGGAUGGAAUUAAACAUAGGCUUUUCUAGAGUACACAGCUUAUGCAGAGACACCCCAUCCUCUCAACGCAAUCAUAUUAGAUGCAGAUGUAGGAAAGGGCUCCAGAAUCCCUGGAGAUCAAAUUUUGUUGGUUUCUGCCUAAAUUUAUUUUCUUAGACCCCAACGUCUUUUCUGAGGUGUAACUCAUGAAGAUCACGUGCCUUUUAGAAGUGAAAUGGGAUGAGCUGGUGUGUGUGCACACUAGAGAAGAAUUCGUGGCCAAGCUAAUGAGCGCAGUCAUCACCGUCCCUCUCUGCACACACUUGAGGGCACUUCAGCUGGAUCCUCGGAAACUGAAGGAGACACAUGGUACAGCUUUGCUAACACGGACACGGGGCUGUGUAAGAGUCACAGAAUGUGCUCAUGCUUUAUCUUUUGCACAUUUUGGUCUGUAUCUCUUCUGGUUCUUAAAAUGUUAGAACUAUGUCCACCACUAGUCCAGCAGUGCCUAUCCUGGGGAUAUAGCCAAACAAAAAGAAGUUAGCCUGAGAGGCCUCUACACUCCUGCAUGGGCUGCAGUGUGAUCACAGCAGCCAAGGAACAGAAACAGCCCCGUGUUCAUCAACUGAUCAGUGAAAAACAAACAAACAAACAAACAAAAAAAAAAACCAGUGUGUACUGUUGUCAUUUGAUAUCCUUAGAGAAUUUGCUCCAGGAGCUCUUCCCCAACCCCGCUGUUGCCAAAAUCCACAAAUGUUCAAGUCCUUGAUUCAGAAUGGCUUAGGGGUUGCAGAAGAAAUUCCACAUAUCCUCCUCUUUUGUUCCCCCCCCUCACUCCCCCUUCUUCCCUUGGCUUUUUGAUACAGGGUCUUACAUCACAGCCUGGGCUAGCCUCACACCCAGUCCUGCUUCAGCUUUCUAGUGCUGGGGCGAUAUAGCUUUGUGGUCAAUGGUAUCCAGCUGCUCCCCUGUAUUUAGUUUAUCUCUAGCUAUCUGGGAAUGCCCAACAGAAUGUAAAAGCUGUGCCAAUAGCUGUCUUUUUUGCUUGGAAAUUAGUGACAAGAAUAGUUCAUAUCUGUUCAAGACAGACAAUUCUUUGUUUUGGUUUGCUUUUGAGACAGAGUAUCAUUGGCUGUCCUGGAAUUCACUAUGUAGCCCAGGCUAGCCUCAAAUUCAUAGCGAUCCAACUGCCUUUGCCUCUGUGGGCUGAGAUUAAAGGUGUGUACCAUCACUGCGAGUUUUUUUUUGAAUAUUUUCUAUCUGAGUGUGUUUGAAUCUGAGUAUAACAAAUCCAAAUAUUAAAUACGGAUUUAACGUACCCACAGAGUGGAGCGCGGUUCUACCUAAUGCAAAAUUCUGUUAUUAUUGAGUGCAUGGAUGGAAGAGGAUACAGAGUGACAGGUGCCAGAUUUCUCACUCAAAUGUAGAGUAAUAAAAUAGAUAGAAAUUCCAGAGAGGCAGAGUAAUUGCUAGGGUCAGGUAAAGGGGCAAUACGGAGAGUUGCUGGGGGAGGAUGAAUUUGGGUUUUGCAUGUGUUUUUCAGACUCAGCAAUAGUGUGACUGUCCUCGCUGGGGUAAAGAAGUGGCCAGGCUCCUGACUAGACAGAAACACAAAUGCACACACAGACAGAGAGGUGACCCACAUCCUGAGGACACGGGUACAAGCCACUCCAAGUGCUAGCUCCCAGGCAGGAAAGGGGAAGGGCAGUUCCUCUUUCAAACAGACUGUCCAGAAGGGGAGCUUUGAGGAGCCAGUGUUGGAGAAGGGCAGCUGUGAAGGGGAGGGGUUACAGAAAGAGGAGCACAGAGUGGGAGGACACGGACAGAGAGGAGGAGGAGCUGUAGAACAGGAGGAGUCCAGGCCUUGUAGAAACCUGGAAUGAUUCACUUUGGGCUGUGACAGCUUGGCAACGGACCUGUUUGUCUCCAGCCUCUGUCUCAUAGUGUGUACGGCCAGCCGUUCUCCUUUAACAUGUCUCAGCUGCGAAAAUCCCUGGACGUGCAUUCCUGUGGGAACCGGUGUCUCUCCGUGGGUCUGGAGUCAAAAGAAUCCACUUCUCUAUUAUAUCCCACGAUGAUGAGAGAGGCUCAGGAAACAAUUGUUUUGCCAAAGGAUGCAAGCAAGAAAUGGGGCAGAUCCUGGGCUGAGCACUGAGUCCUGUGGACUUUGAUGGAUGGGAGAUGCACAAGUCUGCAGGGCCCACUGCAGCUUCAGGAAGUUUUGGUGCAAGCAUCACUCAGACCCAGGUGGGAGACAGAAAACCCAGCCAGAAUGGUACUUCAUGGAUGAGCCAGUGAGGUAAGGGUGAAGACCAACAGAACCUAGGGCCAACCCUGGAGUUAGGAGGAGCUGGGCCUGGUACCAUGUACUUGAAAUACCAGCACUCAGGAGACUGAGGCAGGAGGACCAUGAGUGAGUUUAAGGCCAACCCAGGCUAUGAAACAAAACCUUGAACUGUAUCACUCAAGCAAAAGAAGAUCCCACUUUGCCAGCAGGCCCUGGAGGUAGUCAGGGAGCUCGAUAGUUUCCUGUGUCCUUCCAUGCAUGCCCUGGGUGGGCGUGAGGCAUGCAUGCUUCCACAUAAGCUGAUGUCUCCAUACCCACACACUCGUGAACUAACAGCUGCGCAGACACUUACACUCACACAUCACACACUCCCACCCAUAAGAGCCCGUGUGCGUGCAUCAGCCAUAGCUUUUCAGGGUCUUGCUCCUGGACCUGGUGUCUUCCAUUUCUCUUUCCUCAUGGAGAUUAGGUGCUUUCUCCUUUGAAAUUCGAAUGCUAAAGCCCCUCCCCUGUGGCACUCGUGUUAGGGGUGGGGCUUUUGGGGGUCUGGAAGCCAUGAAAAGGGAAACUUGUGAGAAGAAUGAAUGUACCUACACAGGAACCCUGAGAGUCCUCUUACCCUCUCUGUCAGGUGAGGAUUGGGAAUACUAUCAGAAGAGAACCCUUACCACAGGCUCAGAGUACAGGCAAGGACACAGAACACUGGCCUUGGCUCCAGAAUAGGGGCCAGAGUAGAGGGGUGAAGUAGCUCCCAGCCUGGGUCCCACAGAACUGGCAAGUGGGGGGCAGCUAUAGAGUGUGUGGGCCACAGAAGACAAGCCUUGGCAUUUCGCCUUGAUUCCCCAUGUCCUUAAGAGGGGCUGGCAGGAAGAACUUAUGCCUUCCUCAAUACUGUCUCCUAAGGGUUCGGAAAGACCAAGGAUCCCAUCAGCUACCCCCAACCCUAGGCUGCCAGCUCAUCUUCUCCCUGGGCAGAAUCGACUCCAAGUUUGGGGGAAUGGGCAGUCCUGAUGGGACACAAAGCAGCAGGUACUUCCAAAGUCCACAGUGGAAGAAUGAACAGCCCUGCCCGGGCAUAAGACAGUGCUCAGCUCAAUCCCGGCUUCAGAUCCCAUGGCCCUGGCUAGGUUGGUUCUUAUUAGGGUUCCACUCUCAUUCAAGGCCACCACACACAGACCCAAGCCAGCCCGAGCACGGCAUGGGGAACAAGGUUGCCUGGGUUCUAGGUAUGGACAGGGCAGAGUGGGUGAGUCAGGGACCAGUGUAUGGCUAAUGGCCACCCUGUUAUACUACUGGGUCCUAGAUAGGCCAGGUGGGGAGGACAAUGUGCACACAGUAAAAGGAAAUAAACUACUCCCGGGUCUUUGGGUUGAUUUGUGUCCCCUUGGGCCGAUUCUAGACCCCUGUGUAGUCUUGUGAUCCCUUAAAUGUUGACCUGGUUCUGUGUGGUGGGCCUGGGUCCCCUUCAUGGUCAGUGUCAAGUUUUGUCCUCAGGACUGCUCACUGGACCCUCUUGACACCAUUCUGGGACCCUAUGCUCGGUCCCCCACCACACUCCAGGAUGCUGGUCCGAGGAAAGCUAGACCAACUCCUGCUGCCCACAUCACAGUGGGAGGACACAGGCAUCUCCCUGCCCCUGACCACCUGCCCUUUGCCUCCUUGGGACUGAGGGUGAAACUGAAUCCUGGACUGUGACACCAGGGGCUAUUUUGGAGCUAGGCUGGGCUGGGCUGACCAGAAAUGGGGGUGGGGCAGGGGCGGGCCCAGCCCUCUUCAGCUGACAGCAUUUGCCUGUCCUUUCGUCCCUGUCCAGUCUGAGGACCGGCUGGAGUGUGGGCUGCUGGGUGGGAACCACGUCGGCCUGGGCCCCAGGAAGGAGGCAAGACCCAGCAGCCCCUAACUCACCAUCUGUGCCCCUUGCCUGGGCGCUGCCCCAACCUCUGGACGCUGCCCCCAGCCCAGGCACACACAGACCCCCGGCCCUGUUGCUAUCAUGGACCACUCCUUCAGCGGAGCGCCUCGUUUCCUGACACGGCCAAAGGCUUUUGUGGUAUCUGUGGGCAAGGAUGCCACGCUGAGCUGCCAGAUCGUGGGUAACCCCACGCCACAUGUGAGCUGGGAGAAGGACCGGCAGCCAGUGGAGGCAGGAGCACGCUUCCGCCUGGCCCAGGACGGGGAUGUAUACCGCCUCACCAUUUUGGAUCUGGCACUCGGUGACAGUGGGCAGUAUGUAUGUCGCGCGAGGAACGCUAUAGGGGAGGCCUUUGCAGCCGUAGGCCUGCGUGUAGACUCGGAGGGCACGUGCGCUGAGCAGGCGCCCCACUUUCUGCUGCGGCCCACCUCCAUUCGCGUGCGCGAGGGCGCAGACGCUACCUUCCGAUGUCGCGUGGGCGGCUCACCACAACCUGCCGUGAGCUGGUCCAAAGAUGGGCGGCGCCUGGGACCACCCGAUGCCCCCCAUGUGCGCGUGGAAGAUCACGGAGAGGCCAGCGCGCUUCGCAUCCGGUCGGCGCGGCCUCGCGACGGUGGCACCUAUGAAGUCCGAGCAGAGAACCCACUGGGUUCCGCCAGCGCUGCCGCUGCGCUCGUGGUGGACUCAGACGCUGAGGCUGCAGGACCACCCGGAACCUCCACCGCCUCGCUCCUGGCGCAUCUGCAGCAGCGGCGCGAGGCCAUGCGCGCUGAGGGCGUCCCUCCCUCCCCACCUGGCGCCGGCACACGCACCUGCACGGUGACCGAAGGCAAACACGCUCGCCUCAGUUGCUUUGUGACCGGCGAGCCCAAGCCCGAGACAGUGUGGAAGAAAGACGGGCAGCUGGUGACCGAGGGCCGGCGACACGUGGUGUAUGAGGAUGAGCAAGAGAACUUCGUCCUUAAGAUUCUUUUCUGCAAGCAGUCGGACCGUGGCCUCUACACCUGCACAGCCUCCAACCUCGUGGGCCAGACCUACAGCUCGGUGCUGGUGGUCGUGCGAGAACCGGCGGUGCCCUUCAAGAAGCGACUGCAGGACCUGGAGGUGAGAGAGAAAGAGUCUGCCACAUUCCAGUGUGAGGUGGCGCUGCCGGCCACCGAGGCGGCGUGGUUCAAGGAGGAGACGCGGCUGUGGGCCAGCGCCAAGUACCGCAUCGAGGAGGAGGGCACCGAGCGCCGGCUGACCGUGCGCGACGUCUCCGCAGACGACGAUGCGGUGUACAUUUGCGAGACCACAGAGGGCAGCCGCACCGUGGCAGAGCUCUCGGUCCAAGGGAACUUGACCAGAAAGCUGCCUCGGAAGACUGUAGUGCGCACUGGAGACACAGCCAUCUUCUGGGUAGAGCUAGAUGUCCCCGAGGGUCCUGUCCGGUGGCUAAGGAACCAGGAGGAGAUGGUGGCAGGGGGCCGGGUAGCCAUCACCGCAGAAGGCACGUGCCACACAUUGACCAUCUUCCAGUGCACCUUGGAGGAUAUGGGUGAGGUGGCCUUUGUGGCUGGUGGCUGCCGAACGACCACCCAGUUCUGCGUAUCAGCACCCAGGAGGCCUCCCCUGUACCCCCCUGCUGAUCCUGUGGUAAAGGCCAAGACAGAGAGUUCUGUGACCCUUAGCUGGUCCCCACCACCCUGUGGGGAGCGCCCUGUCACCAUUGAUGGUUAUGUGGUGGAGAAAAGGAAGCUUGGUGCUUAUGCCUGGAGCCGGUGUCAUGAAGCGGAAUGGCUGGUCACAACUGAGUUUACUGUCGCUGGUGUGGCUGAUGAGGGGGACUUCCAGUUCCGUGUGUCAGCUGUCAACCACUUUGGCCAGAGUCCUUACCUUGAGUUUCCAGGGACGAUCCACUUGGUCCCCGGGCUGGCAGUAAAGACACCUCUGAAGGCGGUGGAGGCAGUGGAGGGAGGUGAGGUCACCUUCUCUGUGGACCUCACGGUGGCCUCUGAGGGCGAGUGGUUCCUGGAUGGGGAGCCCUUGAAAGCCAGCAGUGUAUACGUGAUCCGCUGUGACCGUACCCGGCAUACGCUCACCAUCAGAGAGGUUCCUGCCAGAUUGCAUGGGGCACAGCUGAAGUUUGUGGCUGAUGGUAUUGAAACCAGCAUCCAGAUGGUGGUCCGAGCAGCUCUGGGGCUAGCCAGCAACAAGCUUCCUGAUGUGGCUGCCCGAGAGGUGCUGGCCCGGUUGCACGAGGAGGCACAGCUGCUGGCUGAGCUGUCGGAUCAGGCUGCAGCUGUGACAUGGCUGAAGGAUGGCCGUGAGCUGCCCCUAGGACCCAAGUAUGAGAUGCAGGUGUCAGCUGGGAGGCGAGCCUUGCUGGUGCGGGAUGUGGUGCAGGAUGAUGCUGGCCUCUAUGAGUGUGUUAGUCGUGGGAGCCGCAUUGCCUACCAGCUGUUGGUGCAAGAGGCCAAGGUCGUGUUUGCCAAGAAGCAGCAGGCUCUCAGCGAGGUGAAGACAGAGGCAGGCGCCAGCGCCACACUGAGCUGCGAGGUGGACCAGGCCCAGACUGAGGUGACCUGGUUCAAGGACGGGAAGAAGCUGACCUCCAGCUCAAAGGUUCGAGUUGAGACCUCGGGCUGCGAGAGGAGGCUGGUGGUGCAGCAGGCUGGCAAGGCGGAUGCUGGGGAUUACAGCUGUGAGGCCGGGGGACAGAAGGUCUCCUUCCAUCUGGAUGUCACAGAGCCCAAGGUGGUGUUCGCUAAGGAGCAGCAGGUUUACAGUGAGGUGAAAACAGAGGCAGGCGCCAAUGCUACACUGAGCUGCAAAGUGGCCCAGGCCCAGACUGAGGUGACCUGGUUCAAGGAGGGGAAGAAGCUGAGCUCUGGCUCGAAGGUUCGAGUGGAGGCCUCGGGUUGCGAGAGGAGGCUGGUGGUGCAGCAGGCAGGCAAGGCGGAUGCUGGGGAGUACAGCUGCGAGGCCGGGGGACAGAAGGUCUCCUUCCGUCUGGAUGUCACAGAGCCCAAGGUGGUGUUCGCCAAGGAGCAGCAGGCUCGCAGCCAGGUGAAGACAGAGGCAGGCGCCAGUGCCACACUGAGCUGCAAAGUGGCCCAGGCCCAGACUGAGGUGACCUGGUUCAAGGACGGGAAGAAGCUGAGCUCUGGCUCAAAGGUUCGAGUGGAGGUCUCAGGCUGCGAGAGGAGGCUGGUGGUGCAGGAGGCAGGCCAGGCAGAUGCUGGGGAGUACAUCUGUGAGGCCGGGGGACAGAAGGUCUCCUUCCGUCUGGACGUCACAGAGCCCAAGGUGGUGUUCGCCAAGGAGCAGCAGGCUCGCAGCGAGGUGAAGACAGAGGCAGGAGCCAGUGCCACACUGAGCUGCAUGGUGGCCCAGGCCCAGACUGAGGUGACCUGGUUCAAGGAGGGGAAGAAGCUGAGCUCUGGCUCAAAGGUUCGAGUGGAGGCCUCAGGCUGCGAGAGGAGGCUGGUGGUGCAGCAGGCUGGCAAGGCGGAUGCUGGUGAGUACAGCUGCGAGGCCGGGGGACAGAAGGUCUCCUUCCGUCUGGACUUCACAGAGCCCAAGUUGGUAUUUGCCAAGGAGCAGCAGGCUCGCAGCGAGGUGAAGGCAGAGGCAGGCGCCAGUGCCACAUUGAGCUGCACGGUGGCCCAGGCCCAGACUGAGGUGACCUGGUUCAAGGAUGGGAAGAAGCUGAGCUCUGGCUCCAAGGUUCGAGUGGAGGCCUCGGGCUGCGAGAGGAGGCUGGUGGUGCAGCAGGCGGGCAAGGCGGAUGCUGGGGAGUACAGCUGUGAGGCCGGGGGACAGAAGGUCUCCUUCCGUCUGGAUGUCACAGAGCCCAAGGUGGUGUUCGCCAAGGAGCAGCAGGCACGCAGCGAGGUGAAGGCAGAGGCAGGCGCCAGUGCCACACUGAGCUGCACAGUGGCCCAGGCCCAGACUGAGGUGACCUGGUUCAAGGACGGGAAGAAGCUGAGCUCUGGCUCCAAGGUUCGAGUGGAGGCCUCGGGCUGUGAGAGGAGGCUGGUGGUGCAGCAGGCGGGCAAGGCGGAUGCUGGGGAGUACAGCUGCGAGGCCGGGGGACAGAAGGUCUCCUUCUGUCUGGACGUCACAGAGCCCAAAGUGGUUUUCGCCAAGGAGCAGCAGACACACAGUGAGGUGAAGGCUGAGGCAGGCGCCAGUACUACGCUGAGCUGCAAGGUGGCCCAGGCCCAGACUGAAGUGACCUGGUUCAAGGACGGGAAGAAGCUGAGCUCUGGCUCGAAGGUUCGAGUGGAGGCCUCGGGCUGCGAGAGGAGGCUGGUGGUGCAGCAGGCGGGCAAGGCGGAUGCUGGGGAGUACAGCUGCGAGGCCGGGGGACAGAAGGUCUCCUUCCGCCUGGAUGUGCCAGAGCCUAAGGUAGUGUUUGCCAAGGAGCAGCAGGCUCGCAGUGAGGUGAAGGCAGAGGCAGGCAACAGUGCCACACUGAGCUGCACGCUGGACCAUGCCCAGACUGAGGUGACCUGGUUCAAGGAUGGGAAGAAGCUGAGCUCCAGCUCGAAGGUCCGAGUGGAGGCCUCAGGCUGCGAGAGGAGGCUGGUGGUGCAGCAGGCAGGCAAGGCGGAUGCUGGGGAGUACAGCUGUGAGGCCGGGGGACAGAAGGUCUCCUUCCUUCUGGAUGUCACAGAGCCCAAGGUGGUGUUUGCCAAGGAGCAGCAGACUCAUAGCGAGGUGAAGACAGAGGCAGGCGCCAAUGCCACAUUGAACUGCACGGUGGACCAGGCCCAGACUGAGGUGACCUGGUUCAAGGACGGGAAGAAGCUGAGCUCCAGCUCGAAGGUUCGAGUGGAGGCCUCGGGCUGCGAGAGGAGGCUGGUGGUGCAGCAGGCUGGCAAGGCGGAUGCUGGGGAGUACAGCUGUGAGGCCGGGGGACAGAAGGUCUCCUUCCGUCUGGCCGUCACAGAACCCAAGUUGGUGUUCGCCAAGGAACAGCAAACUCGCAGUGAGGUGAAGGCCGAGGCAGGGGCCAGUGCCACUCUGAGCUGCACAGUGGACCAGGCCCAGACUGAGGUGACCUGGUACAAGGACGGGAAGAAGCUGAGCUCCAGCUCUAAGGUCCGAGUGGAGGCCUCGGGCUGCGAAAGGAGGCUGUUGGUGCAGCAGGCGGGCAAGGUAGAUGCUGGGGAGUACAGCUGUGAGGCCGGGGGACAGAAGGUCUCCUUCCGUUUGGACGUCACAGAGCCCAAGGUGGUGUUCUCCAAGGAGCAACAGGCUCUCAGCGAGGUGAAGACAGAGGCAGGUGCCAGUGCCACACUGAGCUGCAAAGUGGCCCAGGUCCAGACUGAGGUGACCUGGUUCAAGGACGGGAAGAAGCUGAGCUCUGGCUCGAAGGUUCGAAUGGAGGCCUCGGGCUGUGAGAGGAGGCUGGUGGUGCAGCAGGCGGGCAAGGCGGAUGCUGGGGAGUACAGCUGCGAGGCUGGGGGACAGAAGGUCUCCUUCCGUCUGGACGUCACAGAGCCCAAGGUGGUGUUUGCCAAGGAGCAGCAGGCUCGCAGCGAGGUGAAGGCAGAGGCAGGGGCCAGUGCCACACUGAACUGCACGAUGGCCCAGGCCCAGACUGAGGUGACCUGGUUCAAGGACGGGAAGAAGCUGAGCUCCAGCUCGAAGGUCCGAGUGGAGGCCUCGGGCUGCGAGAGGAGGCUGGUGGUGCAGCAGGCGGGCAAGGCGGAUGCUGGGGAGUACAGCUGCGAGGUCGGGGGACAGAAGGUCUCCUUCCGUCUGGACGUCACAGAGCCCAAGGUUGUGUUUGCCAAGGAACAGCAAACUCGCAGCGAGGUGAAGGCAGAAGCAGGGGCCAGUGCCACACUGAGCUGCACGGUAGACCAGGCCCAGACUGAGGUGACCUGGUUCAGGGACGGGAAGAAGCUGAGCUCCAGCUCGAAGGUCCGAGUGGAGGCCUCGGGCUGCGAGAGGUGGCUGGUGGUGCAGCAGGCUGGCCAGGCGGAUGCUGGGGAGUACAGCUGCGAGGCCGCGGGACAGAAGGUCUCCUUCCGUCUGGACGUCACAGACACCAAGGUGGUGUUUGCCAAGGAGCAGCAGGCUCGCAGCGAGGUGAAGACAGAGGCAGGGGCCAGUGCCACACUGAGCUGCACGGUGGCCCAGGCCCAGACUGAGGUGACCUGGUUCAAGGACGGGAAGAAGCUGAGCUCCAGCUCGAAGGUUCGAGUGGAGGCCUCGGGCUGCGAGAGGAGGCUGGUGGUGCAGCAGGCGGGCAAGGCUGAUGCUGGGGAGUACAGCUGCGAGGCCGGGGGACAGAAGGUCUCCUUCCGUCUGGACGUCACAGAACCAGAGCCCGAGUCCCAGAUUCCAGAGAGACCCAGCCGCAGGGAGCCUCUGGUGGUCAAGGAGCACGAGAACAUCGUCCUGACUGCCACUCUGGCGGCACCCUCUGUGGCUGCUGUGACCUGGCUCAAAGACGGUGUGGAGAUUCGCCGCAGUAAGCGCCAUGAGAUCACCAGCGAGGGUGACACCCACACCCUGACCGUGAGAGGUGCACAGGUGCUGGACAGUGCCAUCUACAGCUGCCGUGUUGGCAAGGAAGGCCAGGACUUUCCGGUGCAGGUGGAAGAGGUGGCCACCAAGUUCUCCAAACCCUUGGAGCCCGUUGAAGGGGAUUUGGGUGGCACUGUGAAGCUGGUCUGUGAGCUGACCCCAGACCAGGCCGAGGUCGUGUGGCGCUGUGGGAGCACACAGCUGCGGCAGGGCAAGCGCUUCCAGAUGACAUCGGAGGGGCCUAGGCACACCCUGACUGUGUCUGGCCUCCGAGAGGAGGACGCAGGGGAGUACGUGUGUGAGAGCCGUGAUGACCGAACCAGCGCACGGCUCACUGUCAAAGUUCCCCGAGUGGUCAAGUUUACAUCUGGAUUGAGCACCGUGGUUGCAGAGGAGGGCCAAGAGGCCACCUUUCAGUGUGUUGUGUCCCCCAGCGAUGCGGCAGUCGUGUGGUACAAGGAUGGCACCCAGCUGCUGCCCAGCGAGAAGUUUGUUAUGGCACAGAGUGCGGCCACCUGUAGUUUGACCAUCUUGGGCCUGACCCUGGAGGACGCUGGCCAUGUCACAGUGGAGGCUGAGGGUGCCUCAUCUUCUGCCACUCUCCGGGUCCGAGAGGCACCGGUCCUCUUCAAAAAGAAACUCGAGCCGCAGACUGUGGAGGAGAAGAGCUCCGUGACGCUGGAGGUGGAGCUGACGCGCCCCUGGCCUGAGGUGAAGUGGACACGGAUCGCUGCCGUCCUGGCACCCAGCGAGAACAUGGAAAUCCAUGCGGAGGGAGCUCGGCACCGCCUGGUGCUGCGCAGCGUGAGCUUCACUGACCGUGGCUUCUAUGGCUGUGAGACACCAGAUGACAAGACCCAGGCCAAGCUCAACGUGGAAAUGCGGCAGGUCCGGCUGGUUCGAGGUUUGCAGCCCGUGGAGGCUAAGGAACGGGGCACGGCUUCCAUGGAUGUGGAGUUGUCUCAUGCUGAUGUGGAGGGCAGCUGGACUCGAGAUGGUCUGCGGCUUCAGCCUGGGCCCUCAUGCCACCUGGCCGUACAGGGCCCUGUCCACAUCCUCACACUCUCAGCACUGAGGCCACAGGACAGCGGGUUGGUGGCCUUCAGGGCUGAGGGCGUGCACACGUCUGCACAGCUGAUAGUCACAGAGCUGCCAGUGAGCUUCACCCGGCUACUGCAGGACGUGGUGGCCACCCAAAAAGAGAAGGUGACCCUGGAGUGUGAGUUGUCACGGCCUGUGGAUGUGCGCUGGCUGAAGGAUGGUGUGGAGCUGCGGGCAGGCAAGACUGUGGGCAUAGUGGCCCAGGGAGCCUGCAGGAGUCUCAUUAUUUACCGGUGUGAGAUCGGGGACCAGGGUGUCUAUGUGUGUGACUCUCUUGAUGCUCAGACCUCAGCCUCUCUGAAGGUGCAGGGCCGCAGUGUUCAGAUUACGAAGCCACUGGAGGAUGUGGAGGUGAUGGAGAAAGAGGGUGCCACCUUCUCCUGUGAGGUGUCCCAUGAUGAGGUUCCUGGACUAUGGUUCCGAGAAUCCAGCAAGCUACGGCCCAGUGACAAUGUGCGCAUCCGGCAAGAAGGGAGGACGUACACUCUUAUCUUCCGGAGGGUACUGGCCGAAGAUGCAGGGGAGAUCAAAUUUGUAGCUGAAAAUGCAGAAUCGAGAGCCCACCUCCGAGUCAAAGAGCUACCUGUGACCCUCCUGCGCCCAUUGAGGGACAAGAUUGCCAUGGAAAAACACCGUGGUGUGCUUGAGUGCCAAGUGUCCCGGGCCAGUGCCCAGGUGCGAUGGUUUAAGGGCAGAGUCGAGCUGCAGUCUGGGUCCAAGUAUGAGUUGGUCAGCGACGGCCUUUACCGUAAGCUGGUCAUCAAUGACGUGCAGCCUGAGGACGAAGAUACCUAUACCUGUGAUGCCGGUGAUGUCAAGACCAGUGCCCAGUUCUUCGUGGAAGAGCAAUCCAUCACCAUUGUGCGAGGCCUGCAGGACGUGACCGUUAUGGAGCCUGCCCCAGCUUGGUUUGAAUGUGAGACCUCCAUCCCUUCUGUGAGGCCACCCAAGUGGCUCCUUGGUAAGACUGUCCUCCAGGCGGGGGGCAACGUGGGCCUGGAGCAAGACGGCACGGUGCACCGGCUGACACUGCACAAGACCUGCUCCACCAUGACCGGGCCUGUGCACUUCACCAUCGGCAAGUCCCGCUCCUCGGCCCAGCUGGUUGUCUCAGACAUUCCCAUGGUAUUGGCACGGCCACUGGAACCCAAAGCAGGGCGUGAGCUGCAGUCGGUAGUCCUGUCUUGUGACUUCAGGCCGGCCCCCAAGGCUGUGCAGUGGUACAAGGGGGACACGCCUCUGGCCCCGUCAGAAAAGUUCAAGAUGGUGCUGGAGGGCCAGAUGGCAGAGCUGCGUAUACUCCGGCUCACUCCAGAGGAUGCUGGGCUCUAUCGGUGCCAGGCGGGUAAUGCCCAGAGCAGUGCCGAGGUUACUGUGGAAGCUCGGGAGGUGAAGGUGACUCAGCCUCUGAAGGAUGUUGAAGCCACGGAGGAAGGCCGGGCCUGCUUCUCGUGUGAGCUGUCCCAUAAGGAUGAGGACAUCGAAUGGUCACUCAAUGGGAUUCCCCUGUACAACGACAGCUUCCACGAGAUCAGCCACGAGGGCUGUCUCCACACACUGGUGCUAAAGAGUGUCCGUCAGGCCGACGCAGGCACUGUGCGUGCCACCUCCCCCAAGGUGUCAGUUUCUGCCCGGCUAGUGGUCAGAGCAAAGCCGGUGGUGUUCCUGAAAGCACUGGAUGACUUAUCUGUAGAAGAGCGUGGCACGCUGGCCCUGCACUGCGAGGUCUCAGACCCUGAGGCACGUGUGGUCUGGCGCAAAGAUGGCGUGGAGCUGGGUCCCAGUGACAAGUAUGACUUCCUACACAAGGCAGGCUCUCGGGGCCUUACAGUGCAUGACCUGAGCCAUGAGGAUGCUGGACUGUACACUUGCCACGUGGGCAGUGUGGAGACCCAGUCCAGGGUCAGUGUGCAUGAUCUGCACGUGGGCAUCACCAAGAGGCUAAAGACAGUGGAGGUGCUGGAGGGGGAGAGCUGCAGCUUUGAGUGUGUCCUGUCCCACGAGAGUGAGAGUGACCCAGCAGUGUGGACCUUCGGCGGGAAGACAGUGGGUAGUUCUGGCCGCUUUUGGACCACUCGCCAGGGCCGCAAAUACACUCUGAUGGUCAAAGAUGCUGCGCUCAGUGAUGCAGGGGAGGUGGUCUUCUCGGUGAUGAGCCUCACGUCCAAGGCCUCGCUCAUCGUCAGAGAAAGGCCAGUGGAGAUUACAAAGCCCUUGGAGGACCAGCGGACAACGCUUGGAGAACACGCUACACUGAGCUGUGAGCUGUCCAGGGCGGGCACCUCUGUGCGCUGGCUGAAGGACGGAAAGGCCAUCAGAAAGAGCCAGAAGUACGACCUGCUCAGCGAAGGCACGCGGGCUGUGCUGGUCGUCCGCGAGGCCUCACUCAAGGAUUCUGGAGAGUACACCUGUGAGACAGAGGCUUCCAAAAGUACCGCCAGGCUCCUUGUGGAAGAAAAGGCAAACCGUUUCACGGAGGAGCUGGCUGACCUGCAGGUGGAAGAGAAGGGCACAGCCGUGUUCGCAUGCAAGACGGAGCACCCAGCAUCUGUCGUGACAUGGCGCAAGGGCCUCCUGGAGCUGCGUGCUUCGGGGAAGUAUGUCCCCAGCCAGGAUGGCUUGACCCUGAAGCUCACCAUCAAUGCUCUGGAGAGGACAGACAGUGACACCUACACCUGUGACAUUGGUCAAGCCCGGACCCAGGCCCGGCUCCUCGUCCAUGGUCAGAAAGUGCGCAUUACUGAGGACCUGGAGGACGCUGCCGUCCAGGAGGGCUCCUUCGCCAAGUUCUGCUGCCGCAUCUCCCCUGCCGACUACAGCCCCGUGCACUGGUUCCUGGAUAAGACCCCCUUGCACAGCAACGAACUGAACGAGAUCACUGUCCAGCCUGGAGGCUACCACGUGCUCACCCUACGGCAGCUGGCGCUCAAGGACUCAGGCACUGUCUACUUCGAGGCGGGUGACCAGCGGACCUCAGCUGCCCUGCGGGUGACUGAGAAUCCGAGCGUCUUCUCUAAGCCACUCACAGAUGUCACAGUCACAGAAGGCGAGGACCUGACUCUUGUUUGUGAAACCACCUCUCUGGAAAGCUCUGUGCACUGGACCAAAGAUGGGAGGACACUGAAGCCAUCUGCACUAUGCCAACUGAGCUAUGAAGGCCGUCGGGCCCAGCUGGUCAUCACUGGCACCGCCAUACAAGAUGGUGGGCGAUACAAGUGUGAGGUUGCUGGAGCCACCAGCAGCUCCAUUGUCAGGAUUCAUGCUCGACCAGUGCACUUCAGGGAGUCCUUGAAGGAUGUGGAGGUACCAGAGGGCAGGGCCGCCACACUGCGCUGCGUGCUGUCGUCCGUGGCUGCGCCUGUGGAGUGGCGUCAUGGAGAAGACAUUCUGAAGUCCAGCAGCAAGUACAGCCUGCGCCAAGACGGUGCUGUGCUGGAGCUGGUCAUCCGAGACCUGCAGCCCCAGGACAGUGGGCAGUAUUCCUGCUCCUUUGGGGACCAGACAACUUCAGCCACACUCACAGUGAAGCCCACAUCUGCCCAGUUCAUAGGAAGACUGAGAAACAAGGAGGCCACAGAAGGGACCAUGGCCACACUACGGUGUGAGCUGACCAAAGAGGCCCCCGUGGAAUGGAGGAAGGGGACAGAGACCCUGAGGAAUGGGGACAAGUACAGCCUUAAACAGGAUGGGGCUGUGUGUGAACUGCAGAUUUGUAACCUGGUUGUGGCAGAUGCAGGGGAAUACAUGUGCGUGUGUGGACAGGAAAGGACUUCAGCCACGCUGGCUGUCAAGGCUCUGCCUGCCCACUUCAUCGGAAGACUCAGAAGCAAGGAGGCUACAGAAGGGGGCACGACCACUCUACAGUGUGAGCUGAGCAAGGCUGCCCCUGUGGAGUGGAGGAAGGGAAUGUAGACCCUGAGAGAUGGGGACAGAUACAGCCUGAAGCAGGAUGGGGCUGUGUGUGAGCUGCAGAUCCGCAGCCUGGCUGUGGAAGAUUCUGGGGAGUACUUGUGCAUAUGUGGGCAGGAGAAGACUUCAGCCACACUGACCAUCAGGGCCCUUCCAGCUAAGUUCACAGACGGCCUGAAGAACGAAGAAGCUACAGAAGGAGCCACGGCUACCCUGAGGUGUGAACUGAGCAAGGCAGCUUCUGUGGUAUGGAAGAAAGGAACGAAGACCUUGCAAGAUGGAGACAGAUACAGCCUGAGUCAGGAUGGAGCUGUGUGUAGGCUGCAGAUCCGCAGCCUGACCAUAGCUGAUGCCGGGGAGUACUCAUGUGUGUGUGCACAGGAGAAGACCUCAGCCAUGCUGGCCGUCAGGGGCCUGCCUGCCAAGUUUAUAGAAGACUUGAAAAGCCAAGAAGCCACAGAAGGGGCAACAGCAACCUUAAGAUGUGAGCUGAGCAAGGCUGCCCCUGUGCAGUGGAGGAAGGGGUCUGAGACCCUGAGGGAUGGAGACAGAUACAGCCUGAGACAGGAUGGAACUGUGUGUGAGCUGCAGAUCUGUGGCCUGGCCCUGGAGGACGCUGGGGAGUACUCGUGUGUGUGCGGGCAGGAGAAGACCUCUACCACACUGCAUAUUAGUGCCAUGCCCGCCAAGUUCACAGAGUGUCUGAGGAAUGAAGAGGCCACAGAAGGGACCAUGGCCAUACUGAGGUGCCAGAUGAGCAAGGCUACUCCAGUGGAAUGGAGGAAGGGAGAAAAGACUCUCAAAGAUGGAGACAGAUUCACCCUAAGGCAGGAAGGGGCCACGUGUGAGCUGCAGAUCUGUGGCCUGGCUGUGGAAGAUGCUGGGGAGUACUCGUGCGUGUGUGGGCAGGAGAGGACCUCAGCCACACUGAAUGUCAAGGCCCUGCCUGCCAGAUUCAUAGAAGACCUGAGAAGCCAAGAGGCCACAGAAGGCACCACAGUGACACUUAGGUGCCGGAUGAGCAAGGCUGCCCCUGUGGAGUGGAGGAAGGGGUCUGAGAGCCUGAGAGAUGGGGAGAGAUACAGCCUGAGGCAGGAUGGGGCCACGUGUGAGCUGCAGAUCCAUGGCCUGGCUGUGGAAGAUGCUGGGGAGUACUCGUGCGUGUGUGGGCAGGAGAAGACCUCAGCCACACUGAGUGUCAAGGCCCUGCCCACCAGAUUCAUAGAAGACCUGAGAAGCCAAGAGGCCACAGAAGGCACCACGGUGACUCUCAGGUGCCAGAUGAGCAAGGCUGCCCCUGUGGAGUGGAGGAAGGGUUCUGAGAUCCUGAGAGAUGGGGAGAGAUACAGCCUGAGGCAGGCUGGGGCCACGUGUGAGCUGCAGAUCCGUGGCCUGGCUAUGGAAGAUGCUGGGGAGUACUCGUGCUUGUGUGGGCAGGAGAGGACCUCAGCCAUGCUGACUGUAGAUGCCCUACCUACCACGUUCACAGAGGGCCUGAAGAAUGAAGAAGCCACAGAAGGGACCGUGGUGACUUUGAGGUGCCGGAUGAGCAAGGCCACCCCUGUGGAGUGGAGGAAGGGGUCUGAGAGCCUGAGAGAUGGGGAGAGAUACAGCCUGAGGCAGGAUGGGGCCACGUGUGAGCUGCAGAUCCGUGGCCUGGCUGUGGAAGAUGCUGGGGAGUACUCGUGCGUGUGUGGGCAGGAGAGGACCUCAGCCACACUGAGUGUCAAGGCCCUGCCCGCCAGAUUCAUAGACGACCUGAGAAGCCAAGAGGCCACAGAAGGCACCACGGUGACUCUGAGAUGCCAGAUGAGCAAGGCUGCUCCUGUGGAGUGGAGGAAGGGGUCUGGGAUCCUGAGAGAUGGGGACAGAUACAGCCUGAGGCAGGAUGGGGCCACGUGUGAGCUGCAGAUCCGUGGCCUGGCUGUGGAAGAUGCUGGGGAGUACUCGUGCGUGUGUGGGCAGGAGAGGACCUCAGCCACACUGAGUGUCAAGGCCCCACAGGUGGUGUUCCAGAAACCACUGCCGAACCUGAAAGUAGAGGAAGGUUCCACGGCCAGCCUGCAGUGUGAGCUGUCAAUCCCCAACGCUGCUGUGGUCUGGAGCAAGGGUGGCCUGGAGCUGCAGGCCGAUGAGCGCCGAGAGUCACGGCAGCGGGGGUGUGUGGCGGAGCUGCUGCUUAGGGAUGUACGCCGUGAGGAUGCGGGCGAGUACAGCUGUACCUGUGGUUCUCAGAGCACAGGUGCCACGCUCAUGGUCACAGCUGCUCCUGUGCGGUUCCUCAGGGAGCUGCAGGCCCAGGAGGUGGAUGAGGGGACCAGUGCACACCUGCAGUGUGAGCUGAGCCUGGAGGCCGUGAGUGUGGAGUGGCGCAAGGGCUCCCUGCAGCUUUUCCCUUGUGCCAAGUAUCAGAUGGUGCAAGAGGGCACCGCUGCCACACUGCUGGUCCGUGAGGUGGAGCAGGAGGAUGCAGGCGAAUACAUCUGUGAUGCAGGCCACACGCAGAGCGUUGCAAGGCUCUCAGUCCGAGCCCCCAAGCCCAAGUUCAAGGCUGGCCUGCAGAACACACAGCAGGAAGCAGGGGGCGUGGCCCGGCUGUGUUGUCGGCUGAGCGAGACUGAGCCGGGAGCUCCAGUGCAGUGGCUCAAGGAGGGUGUGGAGCUGCAUGCCAGCCCCAAGUAUGAGAUGCGGUGCCAGGGGGCUGUGUGCGAGCUGCUGAUCCACGAGCUGGAGACUAAGGACACGGGAGAGUAUGCCUGCGUGGUGGGUGGCCAGAAAACCCUGGCCUCUCUCAGAGUCAAAGAGCCUGAGGUGACCAUUGUGCGGGGGCUGGUUAACAUGGAGGCACAGGCUGAUGAGGAUGUGGAGUUUACUUGUGAGGUGUCGCAGGCAGGAGCUGCGGAUGUGCAGUGGCAUCUCCAAGGUCUGCCGCUGCAGAGCAAUGAAGUGACAGAGGUGGCGGUUCUUGGAGAUGGCCGUACCCACGUGCUCCGACUGAAAGCUGUGACACCGGAGGAUGCUGGCACCGUCUCCUUCCACGUGGGCAGCCAUUCAUCUUCUGCUCAGCUCACAGUCCGAGUCCCCGAGGUGACCGUUCUGGAGCCCCUGAAAGAUGUGCAGCUCAGCGAGGGCCAGGAUGCCCACUUCCAGUGCCGGCUGUCCAGGGCCUCGGGCCAGGAGGCCCGCUGGGCUUUGGGAGGGGUUCCCUUGCAGUCCAACGAAAUGAAUGACAUCACUGUAGAGCAGGGCACGCUCCACCUGCUCACUCUGCAUAAGGUGACCCUAGAGGAUACUGGAACCAUCACUCUCCAAGUGGGCUCAUGCUCCUCAGAAGCCCAGCUGAAGGUCACAGCUAAGAACACAGUGGUGCGUGGCCUGGAGAAUGUGGAUGCGCUGGAGGGCGGCGAAGCCCUCUUUGAAUGCCAGCUGUCCCAGCCCGAGGUGGCCGCCCACACCUGGCUGUUAGAUGAUGAGCCUGUCCACACCUCGGAAAACACAGAGGUGGUCUACUUUGAGAAUGGCCUGCGGCACCUGCUGUUGCUCAAAAACCUGAAGCCACAGGACAGCUGCCGAGUGACUUUCCUGGCGGGGGACGUGGUCACAUCUGCAUUCCUCACCGUGAGAGGCUGGCGUUUGGAGGUCCUGGAGCCCCCACAGGAUGCAUCUGUGAGAGCUGGCAUGCAGGCCUCCUUCACGUGCACGCUCAGUGAGGCGGUGCCUGUGGGCGAGGCCACGUGGUACAUCAACGGGGCUGCCGUCCAACCCGACGACACCGACUGGACGGUCACCGCAGAUGGCAGCCACCAUGCCUUGAUGCUGAGCAACGCCCAACCCCAACACGCAGGAGAGGUCACAUUUGCAGCACGUGAUGCCGUGGCCUCUGCACGCCUCUCUGUGUUGGCGCUCCCUGACCCCCCUGAAGAUGCUGAGGUGGUGGGCCGUAGUGGCCAUUCUGUGACCCUGUCCUGGGUGGCUCCCAUGAGCGAUGGUGGCGGUGGUCUGUGUGGUUAUCGUGUGGAGAUGAAGGAGGCGUCCACAGGCCAGUGGAAGCUGUGCCAUGAGCUGGUGCCUGGGCCAGAGUGUGUGGUGGAUGGCCUGGUCCCCGGCGAGACCUACCGCUUCCGAGUGGCAGCUGUAGGUCCUGCAGGUGCUGGGGAACCUGUACAUUUGCCCCAGAUGGUCAAGCUAGCAGAGCCAACGGAACCAGCCCCAACCCCAGCCCCAACCUCAGCCCAAGUCCCAGCUCCAACUCCGGCCCCAACCCCAACCUCAGCCCCAACCCCAACCCCAGCCUCAGCCCCAGAGACACGUCAGGCAGUGGUUGGUGAGGACGUGUGUCUGGAGUUGGAAGUUGCGGCUGAGGCUGGUGAGGUCAUCUGGCACAAGGGAACAGAGCGCAUCCAGCCCAGUGGACACUUUGAGGUCCUCUCUCAGGGACGGCGGCAGAUGCUAGUGAUCAAGGGGUUUAGGACAGAAGACCAAGGGGAGUACCGCUGUUGUCCCACCCGGGGCCCGCCCUCCUCAGGGACAGCCACUUUUAAUGUGGUCACGACCUCUGGGGAUGAGGUCCCCACACAGCCCAGCCUGCCCCCCGAGGCAGCCCAAGAGGGUGACCUGCAUCUGCUUUGGGAGGCCCUUGCCCGGAAGCGCCGCAUGAGUCGGGAGCCCACACUGGACUCCAUCAGUGAACUGCCCGAGGAGGACGGCCGCGUGCAGCAUCCGCGGCAGGAGGCGGAAGAGACGGCCCCUGAUCUCUCUGAGGGCUACUCCACAGCUGACGAGCUAGCACGCACAGGAGAGGCUGAUCUCUCACACACCAGCUCUGACGAUGAGUCCCGGGCUGGCACCCCUUCCCUAGUUACCUACCUCAAGAAGGCUGGGGGUCCUGGGAUCUCACCCCUGGCCAGCAAGCAUGGGGCCCAGGUCGCCACCUCCAUGAAGCCACAAAAGCAGCAGGAGCAAGGAGUGCCUGUGGACUCACUGCCUGGAGACUUGAGUGCAGCCGACUUGAAGGAUCCAUCCCUGGACAAGGCAGCUGUGAAGAUCCAGGCUGCCUUUAAGGGCUACAAAGUACGGAAGGAGAUGAAGCAGCAGGAAGGGCCUGUGUUCUCCCGGACAUUUGGGGACACAGAGGCACAGACUGGGGACGUGCUGCGCCUGGAGUGUGUGGUGGCCAGCAAGGCUGAUAUGCGGGCCUGCUGGCUGAAGGACGGCGUAGAGUUGACGGACGGACGGCACUACCACAUAGACCAGCUCAAGGAUGGCACCUGCUCUCUGCUGGUCACUGGCCUGGGCCCCACCGACACUGGCCGGUACACCUGUCAGGUGAGCACCAAGUUCGGCUGCGUGAGCCACAGUGCCUGCGUGGUGGUCAGUGGGACAGAGAGUGAGGCCGAGAGCUCCUCAGGAGGCGAGCUGGACGACGCCUUCCGGCGGGCAGCACGGCGCCUGCACCGGCUCUUCCGCACCAAGAGCCCAGCUGAGCUUUCAGAGGAGGAACUCUUUGUCAGUGCUGAUGAAGGCCCCGCCGAAUCAGAGGAGCCCGCAGACUGGCAGACAUACCGAGAGGAUGAAAACUUUGUGUGCAUUCGUUUUGAGGUACUUGAAGAGGCCCGCCGGGCAGUCACCUGCUUCCAAGACAUGUUUGCCACCAUGGGCAUCCAGGUGGAGAUCAGCCUGGGAGAGCAGGGACCCCGGGGAGUGGAGAUGCUCAUUGGCAAGGUGGCGCCCAAUGUCACCCCUGCGGUGCCGCUAGCCAAGACACCUGGCCUUCAGACUUCAGAUGCUGCCCCAGUGUUCCUGACCGAGCUGCAGAACCAAGAAGUGCAGGAUGGAUACCCUGUAAGCUUUGACUGCGUGGUAACAGGCCAGCCUGUGCCCAGCGUGCGCUGGUUCAAGGACGGGAAGCUGCUGGAGGAGGACGACCAUUACAUGAUCAACGAGGACCAACAGGGUGGUCACCAGCUCAUCAUCAUGGCUGUGGUGCCAGCAGACAUGGGUGUCUACCGCUGCCUGGCAGAGAACAGCGUGGGAGUCUCCUCCACCAAGGCUGAGCUUCGUGUAGAGCUGACCAGCACAGACUAUGACACCGCAGCAGAUGCUACUGAGACCUCAUCGUACUUCAGCGCCCAGGGAUACCUGUCCAGCCGGGAGCAAGAGGGGACCGAGUCUGAUGAGGGGCAGCUUCCCCAGGUGUUGGAGGAGCUGAAAGACCUCCAGGUGGCCCCUGGCACACGCUUGGCCAAAUUCCAGCUCAAGGUGAAAGGCUAUCCAGCCCCCAAACUGUACUGGUUCAAAGAUGGCCAGCCUCUGACCACAUCUGCCCACAUCCGCAUGACUGACAAAAAGACCCUGCAUACCCUGGAGAUUGUCUCGGUCACCCUGGAGGACAGAGGCCAGUAUGCAGUCUACAUCAGCAAUGCCGUAGGUGCGGCCUAUUCAUCGGCCUGGCUGCAAGUCCGAGGUCCCAGUGAACCAGAAGAGAAGCCAGCAUCAGAUGUGCACGAGCGGCUGGUGCCACCCCGGAUCCUGGAAAAGUUCACCCCCAAGAAAGUGAAGAGGGGCUCCAGCAUCACCUUUUCAGUGAAGGUGGAAGGACACCCAGCCCCCACUGUGCAUUGGCUCAAGGAGGAGGCAGAGAAGGGAGUGCUGUGGAUUGGCCCCGAAACCCCUGGCUACACCAUGGCCAGCUCUGCCAAGCAGCAUAGCCUGGUCUUGCUGGACGUGGGCCGAAAGCACCAGGGCACCUACACGUGCAUUGCUACCAACGCUGCCGGCCAGGCGCUCUGCUCUGCCAGCCUGCACGUCUCUGGCUUGGCCAAGGAGGAAGAUCAGGAGAGAGUAAAAGAGGCCCUCAUUUCUUCCUUCUUGCAAGGGACAAGCCAAACUAUCUCAGCCCAGAUGGCGGAAUCUGCAGGUUUUGCUGAUCUCGCCGGGCAAAGGAAAGGGGAGUCCCUGGUGGCUGACGAGGCCCACGGUCACCUGUCCCUUGCUGAGGUGGGCACAGAAGAGUUCCUGCAGAAGCUCACCUCACAGAUCACCGAGAUGGUAUCGGCCAAGAUUUCACAGGCCAAGCUCCAGGUGCCUGGCGGUGACAGUGAUGAGGAGUCUAAGACGCCAUCUGCCUCUCCUCGGCACGGCCGGUCUCGUCCUUCCUCCAGUGUUCAGGAGUCAUCCUCAGAGUCAGAGGAUGGGGACUCGCGUGGUGAGAUCUUUGACAUCUACGUGGUCACAGCUGACUACCUGCCCCUGGGGGCGGAGCAGGAUGCCAUCAUUCUGAGAGAAGGCCAGUAUGUGGAGGUCCUUGAUUCGGCCCAUCCUCUGCGCUGGCUUGUACGCACCAAGCCCACCAAAUCCAGUCCUUCUAGGCAGGGCUGGGUGUCGCCUGCCUACCUGGACAAGAGACUCAAGCUGUCUCCUGAGUGGGGGCCCACUGAGGCCCCCGAGUUCCCCGGGGAGGCCGUGUCUGAGGAUGAGUACAGAGCGAGACUGAGCUCUGUCAUCCAGGAGUUGCUGAACUCAGAGCAGGCUUUUGUGGGCGAGCUGCAGUUCCUGGAGAGCCACCACAUGAAGCACCUGGACCUAUCUCCCCGCGUGCCUACAGCGGUGGCCAGCCAGAAGACAGUCAUCUUUCGUAAUGUGCAGGACAUCAGCCGUUUCCACGGCAGCUUCUUGAAGGAGCUGCAGUCCUGUGACACCGACGAUGACGUGGCCAUGUGCUUCAUCAAGAACCAGGAGGCCUUUGAGAAGUACCUCGAGUUCCUGGUGGGCCGCGUGCAAGCUGAGUCCGUGGUUGUCAGCACCCCGGUCCAGGAGUUCUACAAGAAAUAUGCAGAAGAGACACUGUCAGCCAAGGACCCCACACAGCCACCGCCGCCUCCACUUCAGCACUACCUGGAGCAGCCAGUGGAGCGGGUGCAGAAAUACCAAGCCUUGCUGAAGGAACUAAUCCGCAACAAGGCCCGCAACCGGCAGAACUGCGCGCUGCUGGAGCAGGCCUAUGCUGUGGUGUCUGCCCUGCCACAGCGCGCCGAGAACAAACUGCAUGUGUCGCUCAUGGAGAACUAUCCUGGAACUCUGGAGGCCCUGGGAGAACCUAUCCGCCAGGGCCACUUCAUAGUAUGGGAGGGGGCACCAGGCGCCCGGAUGCCUUGGAAGGGCCACAACCGGCAUGUCUUCCUCUUCCGAAACCACCUGGUAAUAUGUAAGCCCCGGAGAGACUCUCGAACCGACACCUUCAGCUACGUGUUCCGGAACAUGAUGAAGCUGAGUAGCAUCGACCUGAAUGACCAGGUAGAGGGGGAUGACCGUGCCUUUGAGGUGUGGCAUGAGCGGGAGGACUCUGUGCGCAAAUACCUGCUCCAGGCCCGGACCGUCAUCAUCAAAAAUUCAUGGGUGAAGGAGAUCUGUGGCAUCCAGCAACGCCUGGCCCAGCCUGUAUGGCGUCCCCCUGAUUUUGAAGAGGAAUUGGCUGAUUGCACUGCUGAGCUGGGCGAAACAGUCAAGCUGGCAUGCCGAGUGACUGGCACCCCUAAGCCUGUUGUCAGCUGGUACAAAGAUGGGAAGCCGGUGGAGGUAGACCCACACCACAUCCUCAUUGAAGAUCCUGAUGGCUCCUGUACCCUCAUCUUGGACAACCUGACCGGUGUAGACUCUGGCCAGUACAUGUGUUUCGCAGCCAGUGCGGCUGGCAAUGCCAGCACCUUGGGGAAGAUUCUAGUACAAGUGCCCCCACGAUUUGUGAACAAGGUCCGGGCCACACCCUUUGUGGAGGGGGAAGAUGCACAGAUCACCUGCACUGUGGAAGGUGCCCCGUAUCCUCAGAUCAGGUGGUACAAGGAUGGUGCCCUGCUAACCCUGGGCAACAAGUACCGGAUGCUGAAUGAGCCCCGCAGUGGCGUGCUGGUGCUGGUGAUCCGGGCAGCCAGCAAGGAGGACUUGGGACACUAUGAGUGUGAGCUGGUGAACCGGUUGGGCUCAACACGUGGUGGGGGAGAACUGUACAUGCAGAGCCCUGCGCUGCGUGCCCGGGACCAGCAUCAUCGGGAACAGCUUGUGGCUGCUGUGGAAGGGGCCCCAUCCAUGCAGGUCACUAUUGAGGAUGUACAGGUAGAAGCUGGUGAUGUGGCACAGUUUGAUGCUGUCAUUGAAGGCAACCCACCUCCCACAGUGACCUGGUACAAGGACAGCAACCAGCUGAUGAACAGCGACAGGCUGAGCCAGCGGCAGGAUGGAACUAAGUAUUCCUUGGUGUUGACUGACGUGGCUCCAAACGACGCUGGUGUCUACACGUGCCUUGCCCAUAAUGCAGGAGGACAGGUGCUCUGCAAGGCGGAGCUGCUGGUCCAUGGUGGGGACAAGCUAGACUCAGAAAAGCAAGUGUAUCGGCGAAAGCUGCAUUCCUUCUAUGAAGUCCAAGAAGAGAUUGGGAGGGGUGUGUUUGGUUUCGUGAAAAGGGUUCAGCACAAAGGGAACAAAAUGUUCUGUGCUGCCAAGUUCAUCCCCCUGCGGAGCAAAACUCGGGCCCAGGCGUACCAGGAACGAGAUAUCUUGGCUACGCUCAACCACCCGCUGGUCACUGGGCUCCUGGACCAAUUUGAGACCCGGAAGACUCUCAUCCUUAUCUUGGAGCUGUGCUCAUCCGAGGAGCUGCUAGAUCGCCUCUUCAAGAAGGGUGUGGUGACUGAGGCCGAGGUCAAGGUCUAUAUCCAGCAGCUGGUGGAAGGCCUGCACUAUUUGCACAGCCACGGGAUCCUUCACCUGGAUAUAAAGCCCCCCAACAUCUUGAUGGUGCACCCAGCCCGGGAAGACAUUAAGAUCUGUGACUUUGGCUUUGCCCAAAGAGUCACCCCUUCAGAGCCACAGUACAGCAAGUACGGUUCACCUGAGUUCGUGUCCCCAGAGAUCAUCGAGCAGAGUCCUGUGAGCGAGGGCUCAGACAUCUGGGCCAUGGGUGUCAUCUCCUACCUCAGCCUGACCUGCUCAUCCCCUUUUGCUGGAGAGAGUGACCGUGCCACCCUGCUGAACGUUUUGGAGGGGCGGGUCUCUUGGAGCAGUCCCAUGGCUGCCCAUCUGAGUGAGGAUGCCAAGGACUUCAUCAAGGCCACACUGCAGAAGACCCCCAGGGCCCGGCCUAACACUUCCCAGUGCCUCGCCCACCCCUGGUUCCAGAAAUCCAUGCCUGCUGAGGAGGCCCACUUCAUCAACACCAAGCAACUCAAGUUCCUUCUCGCUCGAAGUCGCUGGCAGCGCUCCUUGAUGAGCUACAAGUCUAUCUUGGUGAUGCGCUCCAUCCCUGAGCUGCUCCAGGGUCCUCCAGACAGUCCAUCCCUAGGGGUGGCCCGGCACCUGCGAGGGGAAGCCAGUGGCUCCUCUAGCUCAUCGUCUUCCUCAGACAACGAGCUGGCCCCCUUUGCCAGGGCCAAGUCACUGCCGCCUUCCCCUGUGACUCACUCCCCGCUACUGCAUCCUCGGGGCUUUCUGCGGCCUUCAGCGAGCCUCCCAGAGGAGACAGAAGCCAGCAUGCCUCCUGCUGACGCAGCCCUGUCAGCAUCCCCCCAGGGUGCUGGACCUCCAGCAAGCCCAGGUUGUGUGCCCCGACACACUGUCAUCAGCAGCUUGUUCUACCAGCAAGGUGGCGAGAGUUCCGAGCGUGGGAGCAAAACCUUGGGUGCCAAGAGGCACCCGGCUCGGAGGCGGCACCUGCUGAAGGGCGGGUACAUCGCAAGGGCCCUCCCUGGUCUUCGGGAACCACUGAUGGAGCACAGUGUGUUGGAGGAGGAGGCUGCUAGGGAGGAGCAGGCCGCUCUGAUGACCAAGACGCCCUCCUUUGAGACUGCCCUGAGACUACCUAACUCCAGUACCCGAGAGGUCCCAGGCCGAAGCCGCUCCCUGGACCACAACCCACCAGACACCACUGGCCCCUCUCCUGAGGAAUGUGGGGGGCAUUACCUCUUCCCACCCUCCUCAGGGGUGACUCAUGAAGCCACUGCCAAAGACAUGGGACACUCAAAGGGGUUCUUGAAGGGGUCUGCCCCCUGUUCACCUGCUAGUGGUGAUUUGAGGCCUGCUAAGCAAGAGGGUUCUUCCCAGGACAGCUGUAGAGGGAAACCACCCUCUUCCUGUCACUCUGACCUGGGUUCUGGCUCCCAGGAGGGGUGCGGCUCUCCAUCAUCACAAUCGCUUGGCUCUUUACCUCCACAGUCAUUGAAGAAGGACCUCUUGACACCCUCCCUCUCAGGACAGACUCAGGACAGCUCUCUACAGGGAAGGCCCUGUCCGGGUCCCUCCAGUUUCCCAGAGCCAGGCUCCCAAGUGGGUGCCUCCCUAGAUACUGAAGGCUUGUCUGAAGCUGAAGACACAUUUGACCUCACACCUCCCCUGCAGCGGCCUCAGGAGCAGGCCACUACCCGGAAGUUCUCCCUGGAAUCCCGUGGGGGCUAUGCAGGGGUGGCAGGCUAUGGCACCUUCGCCUUUGGCGGGGAUGCAGGGGGCAUGCUAGGGCAGGGUCCUCUUUGGGCUAGGAUGGCCUGGGCUGUGUCUCAGUCCUCAGAAGAGCAGGAUGAAGCUGGGACCGAGAGCCCUAAACCUCUAGACAGCUCCGUGCCCAUUGCUGAGGCCAGUGGGGUUCCCCUAAAGACUUCUCCAAGCUUCCCCCCAUGGCAGGAAGUUGAGCAGGUUUCCCUGGUUCAGAUCCGGGAUCUGUCUGGUGAUGCGGAAGCAGCUGACACUAUCUCCUUAGACAUUUCCGAGGUAGAUCCUGCCUACCUCAACCUUUCUGAUCUAUAUGACAUCAAAUAUCUCCCCUUUGAGUUCAUGAUCUUCAGGAGGGUCCCCAAACCUGUAGAGCAGCCAGAGUCACCUGACUCUGAAACUGAGGCCGGCCAAGGGCUGGCAGACUUCCUAGAGGAGGCGGCGUGGCCCUGGCCAGGAGAGCUGGGCUCGCAUACUGGCUUGGAAAUCACAGAGGAGUCAGAGGAGCCAGAGGACCUGGAAGCACUGCUGGGAGAAGCUGCCCUGGGCAGAAAACGCAAGUGGUCCCCUUCCCGUGGCCUCUUCCAGUUCUCUGGGAGGUGCCUGUCAGGGGAGGAGCCUGUGGAGCUCGGGCUGCGCCAGAGGGUGAAGGCUUCCAUGGCUCACAUCUCCAGGAUCCUGAAGGGCAAGCCGGAAGGUCCUGAGAAGGAGGAGCCCCCCAGGAAGAAGGCGGGCCUGGCUUCUUUCCGGCUGUCAGGCCUGAAGGGCAGGGACCAAGCGCCAUCCUUCCUAAGUGAGCUUUCAGAUGAGACUGUGGUCCUGGGCCAAUCAGUGACACUGGCCUGCCAGGUGUUGGCCCAGCCAACGGCCCAGGCUACCUGGAGCAAAGAUGGGGCCCUCCUGGAGAGCAGUGGCCACCUCCUCAUCUCGUCCACCCUGAAGAACUUCCAGCUGUUAACCAUCCUGGUGGUGGAAGAGGAGGAUCUGGGUACAUACACCUGCUGUGUGAGCAAUCCGCUGGGGACAGCCGUCACUACAGGUGUCCUCCGGAAAGCAGAGCGCCCCUCGUCCUCUCCACGCCCAGAGGUGGGGGAAGUGUACACGGACGCAGUGCUGCUGGUCUGGAAGCCCGUGGAAUCCUGCGGCCCAGUGACCUACAUAGUGCAGUGCUGUAUAGAAGGAGGCAGCUGGACCACCCUGGCCUCUGACAUCUCCGAUUGUUGCUACGUCACCAGCAAGCUGUCUCGGGGUGGCAUGUAUACCUUCCGAACAGCGUGUGUCAGCAAAGCAGGAAUGGGCCCCUACAGCAGCCCUUCAGAUCAAGUCCUCCUGGGAGGGCUCAACCACCUGGCCUCUGAGGAGGAGAGUGGCCGGGGGAGGCCAGCCCAGCUGCUCCCCAGCACAAAGACCUUCGCCUUCCAGAUGCAGAUUCGGAGGGGCCGCUUCAGUGUGGUACGGCAGUGUAGGGAAAAAGCCAGUGGGCGGGCGCUGGCUGCUAAGAUUGUCCCUUACCGGCCUGAGGACAAGACAGCUGUGCUAAGAGAAUAUGAAGCACUCAAGAGACUGCAUCACCCACAUCUGGCCCAACUCCACGCCGCCUACCUCAGUCCCCGGCACCUGGUACUCAUCCUGGAGCUGUGCUCUGGCCCUGAGCUGCUACCCUGCCUGGCAGAGAGGGACUCCUACUCAGAGUCUGAUGUGAAGGACUACCUGUGGCAGAUGCUAAGCGCCACCCAGUACCUGCAUGCCCAACGCAUCCUGCACCUGGACCUGAGGUCUGAGAACAUGAUGGUCACUGAGUACAACCUGCUUAAGGUGGUGGACCUGGGCAACGCUCAGAGCCUCGGUCAAGAGAAGGUCCCACCCCCUGAGAACUUCAAAGACUACCUGGAGACCAUGGCUCCGGAACUCCUGGAAGGCCAAGGGGCUGUUCCACAGACAGAUAUCUGGGCCAUUGGUGUAACAGCCUUCAUUAUGCUGAGUGGCGAGUACCCCGUCAGUAGUGAGGGGACUCGCGACCUGCAGAAAGGCUUGCGCAAGGGACUCAUCCGGUUGAGUCGCUGCUAUGCAGGGCUGUCUGGAGGUGCCGUGGCUUUCCUGCAGAGCUCACUGUGCGCUCGACCCUGGGGCCGCCCAUGUGCCACCACCUGCUUGCAGUGCGGGUGGCUGACAGAGGAGGGUCCCGCCGGUUCCAGACCCACGCCCGUGACAUUCCCCACCGCGCGAUUGCGCGCCUUCGUGCGCGAGCGCGAGAAGCGACGGGCACUACUCUACAAGAAGCAUAACCUGGCCCAGGUACGCUGAGGUCCUGCUCUGCUGGGCAAGAUGUGCCUCGCCACACGGGGACACCUGCGCCAAUAAAAGAUGCA